CUUCUUUUUUUUUAAAUAUCACAAAAUAUCACUUGCGGAUACUUUACAAGAAAUAAGAUAUUUUACAUCAUUUACAAACCCGAGUGACGUCACGCAUGUAAACAGACCCAGUUUGAAAGUUGUAAGCGAGCCAAACGUCACCCACUUUGCUCUUUUAAAACCAUGGCCAGCGGUGAUUCUGACGAUGACGUGCCUACGGAGUUUGAAGAUGCUCUGUAUCGGAUUACGGCAAGGGAAAAGAUGGGGCUGAUGGCCAUUCUAACAGACAUUGAAGAACUCAAGAACCAAAUGAUAAAAGUCAGAGCAGACAGUAUUUAUGCUGAAAAAGAGAUAGAAGCUGUUCACGAUGAUGCUAAUACAAAGGAACAGCUGCUGUCAGGCAAGGAAGAAAGGACCAGGAUCACAGUGGAAACUGAUGAGCUCCACAGUGCACUCGUGAACCACAGAAUAGUCCGUGAUCUAUACCAAAAGAGUGUGUUUAACACCCAGAUACAGCAGGCUGUACAUGCUAGUGUGAAAAAGAUGGAUACUGAUGAGUUGGUUGAAAAUUUUCCUGAGAAAGGACAGAUGUUGGCGCACUACAGUUCCAAUUUAAACACCAGUAAAGAUAUAGCCAAAAUUAUGGAUGAAAAUGACCAACUGGAGAAGGAAAUCUUGGAGCAACGGUUAAAAUACCGCCAGCUUUUGAAAGGCAUCAAAGAAAAGUGGGAAACGCUAGAUGAGAAUAAGUUUAAAGCUGAUGCAAAUGUGCCUAGUCAAUAUGAUGAAUUGCAGAGGAAAGUUCAGGAGAGAACAUCAAAGAUGAAUAUACUUGUGCACAUGAUCCAAGGGUUGAUAAGCAGUUGUGGUUUCCAAUGGGGCAGUGAGGACUUCUAUGUUCAGGUUAUGAUGCUGUGCGAUAUAGCCCUCCGAUUUGGUGACUAUAGUGAGGCACAGAAAGUACUUGCAGAAGUGGUUGCCCUAAAAGAAGUAAAAAAGAAAUCACAGGCAAGCAAAAAGAAAAUAACCUCAUAUAUGACAAGUACUCCAGCUUCCAAAAAGAAGUGAUCUGAUAAUGCUGCACUUGGAAACUCUUAUUUCAUUUGUGUUUGAAAAAUAAUUGAGCUUUAUAUCUUUCUUUUUAGUCCUUUUCACUGUUCUGAAUUUGAGUUUCUAUCAUGUAAAUAUCAUUUAUUUUUUUUGUACGGCAGUCAUUGCUUCAAGCUAAUAUUAGGUAUAUGUCCAAAAUGUAAACAUUGUUAAUUAGUUAAUUAUAUACUGUAUACAGAUUUGUACAAGAUUUUCUUUAUAAUG
Messenger RNA from Penaeus chinensis, 1293 nucleotides. RefSeq lists its product as uncharacterized. Bases 163 to 1047 code for a protein of 294 amino acids. The transcript has 7 exons. Lineage: Eukaryota; Metazoa; Arthropoda; Malacostraca; Decapoda; Penaeidae. The record is from RefSeq and is a predicted model, not a curated record.